This is a messenger RNA of Branchiostoma floridae (Florida lancelet), 1836 nucleotides long. RefSeq names its product formimidoyltransferase-cyclodeaminase-like. Gene Ontology annotation, molecular function: catalytic activity. NCBI's taxonomy places the organism in Eukaryota, Metazoa, Chordata, Leptocardii, Amphioxiformes, Branchiostomatidae. The record is from RefSeq and is a predicted model, not a curated record.
UAUACACAUGCAGACCACACAUUGAAACAUGCAGACCAGACCGCCUCCAGACAUCAAGAUUGGAUUACCUCAACACCUGCAGACCAGACCACCUUCAGACAUGCAGGCCGCACCACCUUGAGACAUGCAAAUGUCACAAAAGAAAAAUGUGCUUCUGGUGUAGACACAAAGCUACCUCACACAAAAGACUGCACCACCUCGAGACAUGCAGGCCGGACCGCCUCUACACAUGCAGACCACACAUUCAGACGUGCAGACCAGACCGCCUCCAGACAUCAAGGCCGGACAAACCUAUCCGACACAAAAGACAUGCAGACUGGACCACCUCGAGACAUGCAAGCCGACCACCUACACACAUGCAGACCACACAUUGAAACAUGCAGGCCAGACCGUCUCCAGACAUCAUGGCCAAACAAAAUUACCAGACACAAAAGGUACAUGAUCCGUAGUGAGGAUGAACCAGGGCCACUAGCCUCCACCAGCGUCUUCAACUUCAUCAAGAACGUCGGAGCACGCUCCCCAGCACCGGGGGGUGGCUCUGUGUCUGCAUGUGUGGCAGCUAUGGGAGCAGCGCUCGGCGCCAUGGUCGCCUUCAUGACGUACGAGAAGCGACAGUUUGAGCAGCUGGACGGGAAGAUGCGUCAGCUGAUCCCGCCCCUCUACGCCACCAUGAACGAGCUCAUCCCCUUCAUCGACAAGGACACCACGGCCUUCAACGACUACAUGGCGGCCUGUAAACUUCCUAAGGGGACACCUGAGGAACAAGCAGUUCGUGACCAGGCCAUGCAGGAGGAUCUAAAGAAGGCUAUCCAAGUCCCGCUGGCCGUCAUGCAGACAGCAAACAGGGUGUGGGGCCAGCUACAGGAACUUCACUACCAUGUCUGAUCUACAGGUUGGAGCCCGUAGUCUGGAAACAGGCGUGUGGGGAGCCUAUCACAAUGUGAUGAUCAACCUCAGAGACAUCAAGGAUGAACAGUACAAGCAGAAGAUCACAGCAGAAGCUCAAGCUGAAGUGCAGAAAGCCCAGGAGGGAAAAGAAGCUGUACUGAAAAUCAUCUCGGAGAGGAAGGAGUGAUAAAAUGCUUACCAUUCUCAGCUUUCUGUCCUUUUUAACCCAUGACAUUGACUUUGUGCUUUCGUUUUGUUUGCCGCUGACGGAGACAUCCCAAUGGCUUGCAUCAAUCAAAUGGCUUUUUUUAUGCUGACAGUUGUUUCUGCUAGGUUUUCAUACUUCAUACACAGUUGAAUUUUUGCUGUUGGGACGAUGCUUUACAACUUAAGAAACAAUAGCUAUCACAGCUCUAAGUUGGUAAUAAUGAUGGCAUGCAAGAGUGCUCUGAAUUCUGAUUGCCCACCAAUAGAGCAGUGCUGUGUGCUGAUUGGUCAUCCAGCAUGCAAAUUAAAACAUUGUGGACCAAUCACAAAUUGUCAUAUGUUUGAAGUGGUGACAUAGAAGCUAUGACCAUAUUGUUGCAAAAACACAUGUAGAAAUUUGCAACAAGGUCAUUGUUGCCAGGUAAUUUCACAGUGUUACACAAACUUACAGCACCUUUAGCACUACAAAUAUUGCUGCAAUGAUUUGAUUAGAUAGCAACUUAGUAUAAUCAAUUGUCCUUUUUAGAGUGUAGUAUGGUACUAUUAUUGUUGGUUUUUUGUUGUUGCUGUGUGAGAACAUCUUCAGGACUGACAAUUGCUGCUUUGUUUUUGAAGACAUUUAAGUACUACUAAUAAUGGAAUAUGGUACUACUAUAACAAUUAUGACAUGGUACUACUAUAAUUCUAUUCUUCGAAAGAUAGUGUGUGUGUCAGAGAAUAAAGCUAUUUUCGUAGACUGAC